GUGCAAUUUUUUUUGUUUUUUCCCCUUCUCGAGAUUUUCAAGACACUCCCAAACUCGUGCCGUUGGAUAACAUAUCAUAUACAUGAAAAUCUUCACCCGCGUAUACGGGUUUGAUCUUCACUUUACAUAACAGGAUGGGCAAAUCCCGCCGCAAUAGGGCACGGCAAACUCGCAGCGAUCCCAUCGCAAAGCCCGUGAAACCGCCUUCCGACCCAGAGCUCGCAAAGCUCCGUGAGAGCAAGAUCCUGCCCGUCCUAAAAGACUUGAAAAGCCCAGAGAUAAAAUCAAGGACUGCCGCAGCUGGGGCCAUCGCAAACAUUGUUCAAGAUGCCAAGUGUAGGAAAUUGCUGCUGCGGGAACACGUCGUUCACAUCGUCCUCACCGAGACACUCACCGACAGCAGCAUCGACAGCCGUGCCGCAGGUUGGGAAAUUCUGAAAGUGCUCGCCCAGGAGGAAGAGGCCGACUUCUGCGUGCACCUGUUUAGACAAGAUGUCUUGACAGCAGUUGAGCACGCCGCCAAGGCUGUGCUCGAAACAUUGACAGCGACGGAACCCUCUUUUGCAAAGCUUCUUAAGGCGCAACAACGUCUAGUUUGGGAUAUUACCGGCUCCCUAGUGACGCUCCUCAGCCUCUUAGCAUUAGCACGGGACGAGAUCUUGGAAGCCAUCAUUGCAAAUCCUACCCUCCUGCGGCUCCUUUUCCGUUUAGCCUCCACAGACAUUGCUCCCAAGGAGAUUUUUGAUGAGGCAAUGUCAUGCCUCAUGACAUUAUCAGAAGACAAUCUGCAGCUUGGUCAGGCCAUAUUAAACGACCAGGAGACGCGAUGUUACGACAUACUUCUGAAACUUGCAACUGGAAGCGACGCGAGAGCGGUGCUGGCCUGCGGUGUCCUCCAUAACCUGUUCUCGUCGUUACAAUGGCUGGACCACAGCCCUGGCAAGGAUGGCGCCUGCGACGCUAUCUUGAUCGCCAGCUUGUCCCAAGCCUUGGAGCAUACCACGGCGAACAGCGGGAUGACCAAUGGCAGCUCUAGCCACGCCGGGAUAGCACAGGUUGCUCUGGAAAUAUUGGCAUCGAUCGGAACCCACCUCCAGGAAACACUCGAGAAAGGCAACCGAUCGCCAUCAGGUCCUGGCAAGGCCGAGGAGGAAUGGAACGGGUUUGGCGAUGAGGAUGCAAUGGAUGUCGACCAAGAAUCCAACGCCAGUCCUGAUGAAGACGACACAGGCCAGGAAGAUGGAGAAGCCGGGGAGGACGCCUCAGACGACUCGGAACUCGAUGAAGAUAUGGAACGCGUCACCGGCCCGGAUGCCCCUAGCCCAGAAGCUGGCGACCUCGACGACUUGCCGACAUUGCGAGAGAUUAUCAAAAAAGCCAUUCCUCAACUCAUUCGCCUAUCCAAUAUUCCCAUUACCAGCAACGAGAGCCUUGAGAUCCAGUCGCACGCGCUGUCCGCACUUAAUAAUAUCUCGUGGACAAUAUCCUGCCUCGAGUUCGCUGGGGGCGAGAAUGCCAGCAUCUUCAGCGCCUGGUAUCCAGUUGCUAAGAGAAUCUGGCUUAAAACAAUAGCACCCAUUCUCGAAGCUGACAGCGCCGACCUCCGGCUGGCGACGCAGGUGGCCAGUCUGGCCUGGGCUGUCUCGCGCAGUCUUUAUGGCAGAACACCGUCGGAUGGCACCCAGCACCGCAAAUUCAUAUCGCUAUACCAUGCCUCGAAGGGCACCAACGCCCAACAACGCGAACCGGGCCAAGACGACAAUGAAGCACAAGACCCCUUCCAGGGUCUCGGGGUUAAAUGCAUUGGUGUGCUGGGUUCGCUAGCACGCGACCCCGCCCCGCUCGAUGUGAAUCGAGAGGUAGGCGUUUUCCUGGUAACGCUUCUGAGCGGCGAUACAUCCCAGACGCCGCCAGCGGAUAUUGUGGAGGCGUUGAACCAGCUGUUUGACAUGUACGGAGACGAAGAGGCCGAGUGCGAUAGGGAGGUGUUUUGGAAAGACGGGUUCCUCAAGCACCUGGAGGAAUUCCUGCCCAAGAUGAAGGCGGUAGCCAAAGGGAUCGAUAAGCGGACUCAGCCGGAGCUGAGGAUCCGAGCGGACGAGUCAGCCUUGAACUUGGGUAGAUUUGUGCAGUACAAGAAGAAGCAUGCGCCGAAAUGAGGAGGGGAGAUUCUUCAAGGCUAAGAGGAGGCGAUGAGAUGGCUGCCUGGGUAUCGGCUUGGGUAACUUGAGCCCCCUCCCGGCAUGGACUGGGCAGAUAGCAGACCCACCUAGCACAUAUUAGCGGCGUCUCUGACAGCCGAGAGUCAGAGCCCUGUGAAAUAAAAAGUCAAUACUUGAGAUGUCAAAAUUGAUCAAAAGGAGCUCGCC
Messenger RNA from Canariomyces notabilis, 2369 nucleotides. RefSeq lists its product as uncharacterized. The coding region runs from base 135 to 2159 and encodes 674 amino acids. The transcript has 2 exons. Gene Ontology annotation, biological process: ribosomal large subunit biogenesis; protein import into nucleus. NCBI's taxonomy places the organism in Eukaryota, Fungi, Ascomycota, Sordariomycetes, Sordariales, Chaetomiaceae. The record is from RefSeq and is a predicted model, not a curated record.